AUGAACAUCCACAGUCAUCAAGUAGUUGUGAGUCCAGCCAUGAUCCAGCAAAUGCAGGAUCAGUCAUCUUCAGUGGAAGGAAUCUGUGUAAACCGCAAAGCACAUGUAAGAACACUACCAGGAAGCCAUGUGAAUAUCCAACAGGACCAUCUUGGUCGAGUGGAACUCUUUCGGUUGGAACUGGAGCAAGGACGAUUUCAUGGCACUCGAGAUUUUUUUGCUCAUUUGCGGUUUGACAAUGAAAUCCGAAGUGUCUGUAUGGACCGAUUGGCAAGAGGAUACCGCAAAGGUGCAGCAAAUGCAGCAAAUGAUUCUGUGACACUCAAGACCCUGCAAGCGUGGACUCUGGCUGAACCGGACAAUAAGGAUGCUCACUUGCUCUAUGGACUGUUGCUCAUCACCAGUGCUUGGGGUGCUCUGCGUCAGUCCACACAAGGCACUGAGGAAGAACGGUUUGCCCAGUUUGACAAACUUGCCAACAAAGCAGAAAAUGCACUCGAUAAGGCCAUUGAGAUUGAUCCCACGGAUCCCCUGCCUUAUGCCAACAAGAUUACCGCAUCCAGAGAACUCCAAAUGAUCAAGACCACUUUCCAACAGUUUCAACAGAACUGCCGGGACAAGCACAACCAAAUGGUCCAUGAAGCCAUGCUGUAUCGACUCACUCCCCACUGGGGUGGAUCCAACCAAGAAAUGCUCAAGUUUGCCAGGAAUGCUACCAUCAAGGCACAGUCCCCUCCACCAGCAGGUCAUCCUCUGUGGUCACUCCUGGCCAAGGCUCACAUGUUGGCAUGGCAAGAGCACAAAACUGCCACCAUGGCAGAUGAUUCUUCCCGUUCCAGUAAUGCGGCCACUUCCUACUGGAAAGACCGCACUGUUGGAAAGGAAAUUGUCAAGGCAUACCGAAAGUUUCGUGCCAAGACUUUGAGGAAUGCUCCUGCCAUGAUGGACGACACGGCAUGCAGCAAUCUCUUUGCCUUUUGCCUCUACAAAUGCAAGGCAUACAAGGAUGCAUUGCCCGAAUUCCAAAAGAUUGGACCCAUGGCCACCGUAGAAGAGCCCUGGAGGAAAGAAAGCCAUAGUCAUUGGAAAAAGGUCUAUGAGCGGGCUCGUGGAAAGGUCAUGGCCAGGGCCGUCAAGGAUGGUAGGAUCAAGGCAGAAGCCGCAGGGGUACCGGUAGAAGCAAACAAUAUGAACCCAUCCAGCGAAUUGUUCCUCUACGAUUUGAGCAGUAGCAGCCACCACCAGCAACACCAUUGCUAA
Molecule: messenger RNA, 1260 nt
Organism: Seminavis robusta
Lineage: Eukaryota; Bacillariophyta; Bacillariophyceae; Naviculales; Naviculaceae
Source: the annotation of a GenBank genome assembly